Molecule: messenger RNA, 216 nt
Organism: Oikopleura dioica
Lineage: Eukaryota; Metazoa; Chordata; Appendicularia; Copelata; Oikopleuridae
Source: the annotation of a GenBank genome assembly
AUGGCCUGGAAAAAGCUCUCCUGCAGCCACAUCUUGUGCACCGCUUGUAUUCAAGUGAUGAUGAAGCAGCGCCAGGCUGAAAUCAUAGAAGAGACUCACGAGCUACUUAGUCUUGAAAACGGCGGGCGGAAAUUUAUCUCCUGGCGCACCAAAUACCCGAAAGUAAACGAGUCCGAUCCCGCUGAAAUUUGCCCGUUUUGCCGCCCAAAGAAAUGA